This is a messenger RNA of Prunus armeniaca (apricot), 720 nucleotides long. The record is from the annotation of a GenBank genome assembly. Lineage: Eukaryota; Viridiplantae; Streptophyta; Magnoliopsida; Rosales; Rosaceae.
AUGCUCAGAGAUGCACAACAUUUACAAGUUCGGGGUGAGAGGGUGGAGAUGUGGGUGAAGGAUCUGGAAGGCAUAGCUCAUGAAGCUGAUGAUGUGUUGGAUGAAUAUGAAUAUGAACUUCUCCGGCGGAAAGUGGAGAUCCAAAACCAGAUCAAGAAAAAGGUGCUCAACUUCUUUUCACGCCACAAUCCCAUCGCAUUUCGUCUCAAAAUGGCACAUAAAAUUAAAAACGUAAAUGCAUCUUUGGCAAACCUGAAGAAUGAGGCAGCUAGUAUUGGACUGGUUGAUAGGUCAACAUUGGUCAAUGCAACAUCUCAUGAUAUUGGAGGACUUGACAGGGAAACCGUCUCGAACUUUGAUCAAGAUGAAAAGUACAUUGUUGGAAGGACGGAGGUUGCGUCGGACAUAGUUACAACCCUGAUCAACUCUGGCAAGAACCAAGAGAAUUGUCUUUCUGUUAUGGCCAUUGUGGGGAUGGGAGGCUUGGGCAAGACAACUUUGGCUAAAUCCGUAUAUAAUGAUCCUCAGAUAGGUAGACACUUCGAUAAAAAAAUAUGGGUAUGUGUAUCUACUCCAUUUGAAGUAAAAAAGAUUUUAAGCGAGAUCUUGGAAUGUCUUAAACCAGAGAAAGCUGGGAUAAAGGGUAAAGCAACAAUAUGUGAAAACCUGCAAGAAGAUUUGAAAGGGAAGACAUAUCUUCUCGUGCUUGACGAUCACUAA